AGUGAGUUCAGAACAACCCGAAGUAGAAGUAAGCGUCAUAACAACAACAACACAGCUAGCGGUGUUAGCUCGAAGGAAAGCGACGAGUGUUUGUUUCUUCUGACUUGGGACCAAUCAACAGGUACGCUGGAAUUUUCUGACACCCACUCGGACAUGUCCUAUGUCUUCAUCAACGACUCGUCGCAGACCAACGUGCCUCUGCUGCAGGCCUGCAUCGACGGGGACCUGCCCUUCUCCAAGAGGCUCCUGGAGACGGGAUGCGACCCAAACAUCCGGGACAACCGGGGCCGCACGGGCCUGCACCUAGCCGCCGCCAGAGGGAACGUGGACAUCUGUCGCCUGCUGCACAAGUUCGGGGCCGAUCUGUUGGCGACUGAUUAUCAGGGAAACACAGCACUGCACCUGUGUGGCCAUGUGGACACUAUACAAUUCCUGGUGUCCAACGGCCUGAAGAUUGACAUCUGUAAUCACAACGGAUCGACUCCUCUGGUGCUGGCGAAGAGGCGCGGCGUCAACAAGGACGCCAUCCGCCUGCUGGAGGGCCUCGAGGAGCAGGAGGUGAAAGGCUUCAACAGAGGGCCGCACUCCAAACUGGAGACCAUGCAGAUGGCCGACAGUGAGAGUGCGAUGGAGAGCCACUCUUUACUCAACCCCAACCUGCAGAGCAGCGAGGGCGUCCUGUCCAGCUUCAGGACCACCUGGCAGGAGUUCGUGGAGGACCUGGGCUUCUGGAGGGUUCUGCUGCUGCUUGUGGUCAUCGCCCUCCUCUCGCUGGGCAUCGCCUACUACGUCAGCGGGGUCCUUCCUUUCUCCACCAGUCAGCUGGAGCUGGUGCACUGAGGUGAAAGGCUGGGGGGAUGAGGGCAGUGACGAACAAGCAUGGCUUAAGAGGGUAGUGAGAUAAUCAAGGGAAGUUCUGCUUUCGACUGUUUGUACCUAAACUCAGAUUUUUGCUUAUUUGCUGCCCUGGUCUCAUGUUUUAUUCUCUGUACAAAUAGUUAAAGCAUCAUUGUUUUGUUAUAAAAUUGCAUUUUUAAAACGCAGUGAUGCAAAAGCGCAAAACCCAUUAAAAGCUAAAAACAAAAACUUAAACAAGCAACGUAAACCUUUGCGAGGUUGUGGGAUGACUAACAGAAAGACUGAGACAACAUGUGGGAAGCAACACUACGUGACUUUUAGUAAGCUACACAUCUACCCAUGAUCCUCUGCUUCCUGAACCUGAAGAGAUGCUUCUGUAACAAAUCCACCAAACUUUUGUUUAUAAUUCUUCAUAUUUCAGUGUGAGUGUUUUUAACUGAUCUCAGUUCAACUUCACUCUUCAGCUGCAGCUGAUUGUGACAGUCUGUGACUCUCGGUCACUUCCUCUCACAGGAGAUGGAACCCACUCACUAGAGAACAGAUGUUCAGGGAGUGAAGGAGGAAACUUUCUCCUGAUUCAGAGCCACUGAAACAUCUGACUCACUUUGAACAAGCUGCUACUUGUUUAAGGUUAAAAGUUCCAUAGUGUUGCUUCAACAAGCCACAUGUUAUGAAACACGUCCCGCUCAUUUCAAACUUCUGAAACUGUACUAGUGAAGACAAUAUGAUGCUUCUUUUGUUACACACAGUCAAACGAUGGCAUUUCCUGCUUUCAUUCCCUGUUACAAGCUGUAUAUUGGCAACACUCUCUUUUAUUUUCAUGUUUUUUUCUGUUUGUUUGUCCAGUCUCUCUGUCUUGCUAUUUAUCAAAUGUCCUCUCUAUUCGUUUUCUUUCAUACUGUUUUCUUUUGUUAAAAUGCUUUGCCUCCUGCUGUCUUUAACCCGGUUUGCUCUUGAAAUGUCUGCAUUUAUUAAUUCAAUGAUCUUAAUUCUGAUAAGUGAAGAGGUUUAGAGAAGCACCUUGACUGUGUGCCUUUUGAGUUUGUAACAUUCCUGCCUGAAUCAUUAAGCAUUUCUUUGCAUUAAAAUCUACUGCAUUGUUUUGAACAUCAUGACCAGACGCAAUGCUUAUAAAGUAGGAUUAUGGCAGCAGAUUGAAGGUUAUAGCUUCUUCUCUUUGUAUAUUCAUUAUAUUACAUCCAUGUACUCAAUAACUGUUGUUUUUUAUUUGUUGUAGAUUUUUCCGAAGUUGAUUUUCUGUGAACAAUAACACGUUUAACGUAAUUCCUAAUUUAACGUGGAAAUAAAGAAUGUGUAUGAAUGA
Messenger RNA from Platichthys flesus (European flounder), 2182 nucleotides. It is a transcript of the gene ankrd46b, whose product is annotated as ankyrin repeat domain 46b. The record is from RefSeq and is a predicted model, not a curated record. Gene Ontology annotation, molecular function: protein binding. NCBI's taxonomy places the organism in Eukaryota, Metazoa, Chordata, Actinopteri, Pleuronectiformes, Pleuronectidae. The transcript is spliced from 4 exons. Bases 154 to 840 code for a protein of 228 amino acids.